UACGUUGCAGUUAUGUUGACGUGUGGUUAGUUGAAAACUAGCGUUGGUUUAGGUAGCCUAGCUAGCUAACUAAGUAGACGAAUGUGUGAUGUUGUUGCUGUCAACUACUCAAUUGACUAUAUCUUUUGUAGCAUUCUAGCUUAGCUUCUCCAUUUUCAUCAAACUGUAAUUUAUAGACAAUUUUCAACAAUGGCAGAGGCCUGGGAAGAAAUCCGACGACUUGCAGCCGAUUUCCAGAGAGCACAGUUUGCAGACACUGUACAGAGGCUGUCAGAGAGGAAUUGCAUUGAAAUUAUUGCCAAACUUGUGGAAGAGAAAAAGUUGGAUGUGGUGCACACACUUGAUGGAAAAGAAUAUAUCACCCCGACUCAGAUCAGCAGGGAAAUUCGCGAUGAGCUUUAUGUCCAUGGAGGCCGCAUCAACAUUGUCGACCUGCAGAAGAUCAUUAAUGUUGACUGGGUCCAUGUUGAAAGCAGAGCCAGUGACAUAGCAAGAUCGGAUAGAGGUGUUCAACUUGUGUUGGGACAGCUCAUAGAUGUGACAUACCUGGAUCGUCUGGCUGAGGAAUUGAAUGAUAAACUGCAGGAGGCUGGAAUGAUGAGUAUUGCUGAACUAUGUAAGGCCUAUGACCUACCAGGGGAUUUUCUGACUGAGGAAUUGUCCAAACGCCUUGGGAAGAUAAUAGAAGGCGAGAUGGAUCAGUAUAAUAGGGGUGUGAUAUUCACCCCAGCUUUUGUAUCACGCCACAAAGCUCGCAUUCGGGGGCUGUUCAGUGCAGUUACAAGGCCAACACCAGUCAGUAGCAUGAUUGGAACAUUCGGUUUCCAGGAACAUCUCUUAUAUUCUGUCUUGGAGGAGCUGGUGAACACGGGCCGACUGAAAGGCACAGUGGUGGGAGGCAGGCAGGAUAAAGCCGUUUAUAUUCCCGACAUCUACUCUAAAACCCAGAACUCAUGGGUGGACUCCUUCCUCAGGCAGAACGGUUAUUUAGAGUUCGAUGCCUUGAUCAGGCUUGGGAUCCCUGAGCCAGCGACCUACAUCAGGAAGCGUUUCAAGUCGAGCAAGCUGCUGUUCCUGAGGGCCGUGUGUGUGGGCCAGGUCAUCGUGGACCAGGUGGAAGCCUCUGUGGAGGAGGCGGUCAACUCAGCCACCUGGACUGACGUGCAGUCCAUGUUGCCCAGCUGUCUGUCUGACGAGGACAUAGGCAUUCUGAUCAACCAGGCCAUGAGAAACACCAACGUUCACUCCUCUGCCCGAGUGCUGGGAGGCACUGUGGUCGUCAGUGAGAAAUUCAUUAGCAACUGUCUCUCCCUCUUUGAGGAGGCCAUGCAGCAUAAAGCCCAGAAGGAGGUAAAGAACAACCCUGUGUUCCUGAUAACCGAAGAGGAUCUCAAGCAGUCGUCUGUAGUAAGCGAGGGCACAACCACUUCCAAAAAAGAGAAGAGGGAGGCGGAGAGACGGAAAAAGGCCACAGAGGGCAGCGGCAGUGUAAAAGGUGGUGGAGGCGGCAAUGCCAGAGAGAUCCGGAUACGAAAGACCAAGAAAAAGGGCAAGAGGGACGAUGACAGCGAUGAAGAAACAGCAGUCACCCAGCAGAAUCGUAACAAACAGACAGAGGUAGACUUUAUGACAGCGGAGGAGAUUGCAGCUGUCUUAGAAGAGCGGGUUUGUGACUGCCCUGAAGACAUCUUGUCUGAACUGGCAGAACAGUUAAUAAGGCCUUUGAAGAAGACUUAUCAGGAAGUGAUGCGGGCCGUGUUCCUGUCCUCCACCUGCUCCCCGUCUGGACCCACGAAGAAGAGGAGCGUGAAGGAGCUGCAGGAGGAGCUGGCCAACCUGUACAACAACAUCCGACUCUUUGAAAAAGGGACCAAGUUCUUCUCAGAUGAGACCCAGGUCACUAUAGUGAAGCACAUCCUGAAGACCGUGUGUACAGAUGUCACCAACAUCCUGGUGAACUUCCUGGCAGCAGAACUCAUGAUGUCUGCAGAAAGCCCAAGCUCCAUCACCAAUGAGGUUAGAGCGAAGAUCCUGGGAAAGCUGCAAGAGGAAACCAGAGCACCUUUGAUGAAGCUGCACAACUGCUUGAAUGGCAAAUCAGUUGAAGAUUUUCUAACCAAUUUAGAAACUUCUGCAGAGGUGUGUGGAUUCAUGCUGAAGAAAAUAGACAAGAAAAAAGAGAGACAGGCCCUGUUCAUGCACAGGCAGGCUCUGGCGGAGCAGCUGAAGGACUCGGACGACCCCGCCCUGGUGCUGCACCUGGCCAGCGUGCUCCUGUUCCAGGGCAGCACCAGCUGCAUGCUGCACGCCCCCGGACGCUGUGUACCCCAGAUCAUCGGGACCCUCACCGGACGCAUACCUGACGAGCAGCACAGGCUGCUGUCCAGAUGUCAGGUGCUGGUGGUCAAGCAGCUGGUGGGCCAGGAUCAGGGCCAGGAUCAGGGCCAGGGAGGCAGCCAGGGGGACCACCCAGAGGAGGGGGACGAGGCACAGGCUAUCCAGAAGGAGUUGGUGGGGCUUGUGGCGGAAGUGAAAGAUCUGGUCAUCACUCCGAAAAAGACUGCCCCCACAGAGGAGUGACCGAACCCGUGUCGUGACAGAAAUGUUGCAAAUGAAUGAUCACGUUGAAUCAUUCAAAGGUUGUCUUAACAGAAAAAAAUUGUGAAAUGUUUUACCUGUUCUCUAUAGGAAAAAAAAAGUGAAAAUAUUACAUGGUAUCGUUGAGAAAUGUUAAUGGCCCAGUCAUUUAAAAUGUCCUCUAAAUUCCUUUGUGGGAUGUUUCUUGUCAUAAUUAACAUGAAAAUCCUCAGUGAGGUAAUAAUGUCACUAAAUAUUAAAUAAAAUGUUAAAAAAAACUGGACCCCA
Molecule: messenger RNA, 2865 nt
Organism: Osmerus eperlanus (European smelt)
Lineage: Eukaryota; Metazoa; Chordata; Actinopteri; Osmeriformes; Osmeridae
Gene: ufl1
Product: UFM1-specific ligase 1
Exons: 19
Coding region: 190-2580 (796 amino acids)
Biological process (GO): regulation of proteasomal ubiquitin-dependent protein catabolic process; protein K69-linked ufmylation; response to endoplasmic reticulum stress
Cellular component (GO): endoplasmic reticulum membrane
Molecular function (GO): UFM1 ligase activity
Source: RefSeq, a predicted model, not a curated record